Molecule: messenger RNA, 780 nt
Organism: Sipha flava (yellow sugarcane aphid)
Lineage: Eukaryota; Metazoa; Arthropoda; Insecta; Hemiptera; Aphididae
Exons: 4
Coding region: 1-780 (259 amino acids)
Source: RefSeq, a predicted model, not a curated record
AUGAUUCCCAUUGGACGUUUCAGAUAUUCCAAUUUUUCUUAUAUACAAGACCAAGAAAAAGUCAUCAGAUUGUCGGACGGGACGCCGACACAGAAAUACUACGAUACCAGCAAACUGAACAGGUUUUCGUACAAAAAAAAGUUUGUAAACGAUCGUCGAAUCGCAGCACCAUCAAAGAUUUUGCAUUUCUUCAACACACCAUUGGAUAUAAGCGGCUCGCAGAUUCGCAGGGCAGUGAUAAACGCCCUCGGUUGCAAGGACGCGGUUCGAUCGAUUACAAUUCUACCCCAAAAACAGCCCGGUGCUAAAUGUUCGACCGGCCUUUUGGAAUUGAAAAGCGUUGACCUGGCGGCCAAGGUUAUAUUGUUUUUGAAUCACACGCAGCUAGAAUCGUCGAGAUCCAAAUUCCCGUUUUUGAUGAAAUUAUGUUUUUCAAAAUGGUCCGAGAUGUGGCAAAAGUCCGGGGAUUCGAGCACCCUGAUUUUCAACGCCACGCCGCCCAACACUCGGUGGUUGUUCCACAGACACGAACACCGCGUGUCAAUGGUGGAGUAUAAAGUGUCACGGGUAACACGAGCGACCGAUGAAGACUGUUCCUGGACUCUAUGGGAUAUGAGGAACCAUGCGACGGAGGCCAUUGACCCCGAAGCCGGAACUUCCGCAGAAACCCAGUCACCUAGUGAUGAGUCGGAUACGUGCAGAACCCACAGACGGUGCUGUCAUGACUGCCAGUUGACGAGUGAACGUUCGGAUAUUUGUUUUUAUUCAGCCCUUUCGUGA